GUUUGAGUUUGGGAAUCAGAGCAACAGUCUUUGGGGGAGAAUUUUAGUAAAUGAAACUCUAUUUUAGAAAUAGAAGUCACCUCUCAAGUGAUGCUGGAAAGCCCGAGGGUGAUGUUAAGAGCGGUUUAGUUCUAAUCCAUGCCUUCAUCGUUGACUGAUAAGACUCACACGGAUGGUGUGUCGUCGUCUGACCGCUGGAGGAAAGCAGAAACUUUUGAAAGCACUGCGUCUGAUAGUGCGGUCGUGUGUGAGUGAGUGAACGAUGGAAUGAAACUCAUCUGUUUUUUUAUUUCUCGCAUGCUGUCGGAAUAUUUUGACACAUCGCACCUAGGAAGACGACGACAGCAACUCCAACCAAUAAUGCGGCGAGACUAAUCAUCGACAGGAGACAAUAACCGUUUCCAUUCUAACAUAUUCAUCCUUGGAUAUCUGUAGUGCGGAGAAGAACCUUUUGUUCUACUGUGUUUCUCGCUGUAUAACGGGACUUGUUUCAUUUAGAUCGAUAUGACGUCUCCGGCUAAAUUCCGAAAGGACAAGGAGAUAAUAGCCGAAUAUGAAACGCAAGUUAAAGAAAUCCGAGCCCAGCUGGUAGAGCAACUCAAGUGUUUGGACCAGCAAUGUGAGCUCCGUGUGCAGCUCCUGCAGGACCUGCAGGACUUUUUCCGCAAGAAGGCCGAAAUUGAAAUGGACUACUCCCGCAACCUAGAGAAACUGGCCGAGAGGUUCCUGGCCAAGACACGCUAUACAAAGGACCCUCAAUUCAAGAAAGAGCAGAAUGUGUUGUCUCCAGUCAACUGCUGGAACCUUCUGUUGGCUCAGGUGAAGCGAGAGAGUCGAGACCAUGCCACGCUUUGUGACCUCUACCUCAACAACAUCAUACCACGCUUCGCUCAGGUCAGCGAGGAUUCAGGACGCCUCUUCAAGAAGAGUAAAGAGGUGGGCCUCCAGUUACAGGAAGAUAUGAUGAAAGUCCUCAACGAGCUGUACACGGUAAUGAAGACCUACCACAUGUACAACAUGGACAGCAUUAACGCAGAAAGCAAGCUGAAAGAGGCGGAGAAACAGGAAGAGAAGCAGAUGAGCCGAAACGUGCGACACGAGGACAGGCAGACCCCACGCUCGCCCGACUCCCUCACUAACAUAAAGAUUGAGGAGAAACAUGUACGCCGUAGCUCCGUCAAGAAGAUCGAGAAGAUGAAGGAGAAGAGGCAAGCGAAAUACACUGAAAACAAGCUGAAAGCUAUCAAAGCCAGGAAUGAGUACCUUCUGGCUCUGGAGGCCACCAACAGCUGCGUCUUCAAAUACUACAUCCAUGAUCUGUCUGACCUCAUAGACUGCUGUGACCUGGGCUACCAUGCCAGCCUGAACCGUGCACUGCGUACCUACCUCUCGGCCGAGUUUAACGUUGAGACUUCCAAGCACAGUGGUCUGGAGACCAUCGAGAAUGCUGCAGAGAACCUGGAGGCCAACGCAGACAAACAAAGGCUCAUGGAGACCUAUAACAAUGUCUUCUGCCCUCCGAUGCGAUUCGACUUUCAGUCUCACAUGGGUGAUAUGUUUGGAAACAUGUGUGCCCAGCAGCCUUUGCAGAUAGAGAUGAUCCAGAGAUGCCAGCAGUUACAGUCCCGCUUGUCCACACUGAAGAUAGAGAAUGAAGAGGUGAAGAAGACUAUGGAGGCCACUCUACAGACCAUCCAGGAUAUGGUGACCAUUGAGGACUUUGAUGUGACAGAUUGCUUCCACCACAGUAACUCAAUGGAGUCGGUUAAGUCCACUAUUUCUGAAUCUUACAUGAGCAAACCCAGUCUGGCCAAGAGACGAGCCAACCAGCAGGAGACUGAACAGUUCUACUUCACGAAACUGAAGGAGUUUCUUGAAGGCAGGAACCUCAUCACUAAACUACAGGCUAAACAUGACCUGAUUCAGAAGACUCUGGGAGAAAGUCAAAAGACUGACUACUGCCUUGCCAGCGGACGGAGGAACUCCACUGUGCGGAAACAGGAGUCCAGCCAAAUCAUUCCCCUGAUGGUGGAGAGUUGUAUUCGCUUCAUCAGUCGGCAUGGUCUCCAUCACGAGGGCAUAUUCAGAGUCUCUGGCUCCCAGGUGGAAGUCAAUGACAUUAAGAACGCCUUUGAGAGAGGUGAGGACCCCUUGGCUGGGGACCAGAACGACCAUGAAAUGGACUCAAUCGCUGGAGUCUUAAAGCUCUAUUUCAGAGGCCUGGAGAAUGCCCUCUUUCCAAAGGAAGUUUUCCAUGACCUCAUGGCCUGUGUCUCCAUGGAAAACCUCCAAGACAGAGCUGUCCACAUCCGUAAAGUCCUGCUGUCUCUACCCAGCAACACCCUGGUUAUCAUGAGAUACCUGUUUGCUUUUCUCAACCAUCUCUCCCAGUAUAGUGACGACAACAUGAUGGACCCCUACAACCUGGCAAUCUGCUUCGGCCCCACUCUCAUGUCUGUGCCUGAGGGCCAUGACCAAGUCUCCUGCCAGGCACAUGUAAACGAGUUCAUAAAAACCAUCAUCAUCCACCAUGAGAGCAUCUUCCCUGGGCCCCGUGAGCUGGAGGGGCCCAUUUAUGAGCGUGGAGGAGCAACUGAAGAAUACUGUGAUAGUCCACACAUUGAGCCCCCCCUAGUGGAUGAGCCUGCACCUGACACCACCUCUGGAAUCCACAACAGUGAUGAUGUAAAGUCUGGGUCCUUGAACGUUUCAGAGUCUGACCCCAUCGAGGCCAUUGCACGUUUUGACUACUCUGGACGCACCAAUCGUGAGCUUUCCUUUAAGAAGGGGGUGUCUCUGCUGCUGUACCACCGUGCAUCUGAGGACUGGUGGGAGGGUCGCCAUAAUGGCACAGAUGGACUAGUGCCACACCAGUACAUUGUAGUGCAGGACAUGCCGGAUGGAUAUGCAGGCAGAGGGAGUCCCAAAGCUGACCUAGAGGCAUCCAAUGAUGCUGUGGAAGAGAAGGUAUCCACCAGAGCCAGUGCCGGCUCACCCAUUGGAGGCCAUGUGGCUGAUAUCUAUCUAGCCAACCUCAACAAGUUGAGGAAACGUCCAGAAGCGACCAGUAUCCGUAGAACAUUCCGGCCAGUGGAUGGGAUGGGCGAGGGCUCUUCCGGUGCAGCAGCGGGAUCAAAGACCGCCUCGAUGCCAGCAGGAGGACUGCCCAAAGAGGGGACAGACAAGCGUCCAGUCAGCGCUCACAGCAUCCUAAACUCCAUCACCCGCCACUCUUCUCUAAAGACUAAGGUCGAAGGUCCUCCGCUCCGUAAGAGCACGCCUGCAGGACGAUCAAAGAGUUUCAGCAACCACAGACCACUGGACCCAGAAGUCAUCGCUCAGGUGGAGCACAGCUCACAGGACAUUGAGGCAACAAUGAACACGGCUCUAAGUGAGCUGCGAGAGCUGGAGAGGCAAAGUAACGUCAAACACACUCCUGACGUUGUACUUGACACUCUAGAGCAGCUUAAAAGUGGCGGGGCAUCUGAGCCCUCCAGCCCCCUCCAUUCCCGCCUGCUCCACGAGGCCGAAUCCUCUCAGUAUCCUCUGCAGCGCAGCGCCAGCUCGGUCAGUGACAUGCCCUCCUCCUUCCGGCCCAUCAAGAGCACCGGACCCAAGUCCCCUCUGUCAUCCAUGUCAGCCACAGGUCUCUCUGCUUCUGGCUCAACCUUCAGAGAUAGCAAGCCCCCAGCCACCAAGCCCAAGCCUGUGGUUUUCCCAAAGAGCGGUUCUGCUGGUGGCAGUCCUGCGAUGGGAUCCCCGACCACCACCAUACCCCCAACACCUCCACCCCCUCCUCCACCCAAUGACAAGUCCUGCCCUGUCUGAGGGUAUACAUCCUCUGUUUCUUAGUAACUCCAAGAACAUCCUCAGUGAACUGAUAUUGACAUUGUUUUUAUCUUGAUGGACAACUGCAGACUCAAACUGAGAUCGGAAUGCUUGCGUGAGUGAGCAUGAUAGAGAGUGUGUGUGGAACUGAUAUACACCUGUGAAAAUACUGGAGUGAUUUUCCAGCACUGUUUAAAUUUGGAGAUCACCAGUCCCUAUUUUCUAAUCCUGAAGUAGUGUUCUGGAUUUGUUUUACCCUUCUGUGUAGACUGAAUUUGUUUAUGGGCAAGGGCUGAAACCAUAAGAACAAAAGAGCAUUGGAUAGUUUUUUCCAAAAAUUCCCCAAAUACUCUCUCUUCCCCUCAGACUCAAAGUGGAGCUGGUUUUGGUGAGACCACAGAAGAAGCAAACUUGAAGCAGGUUAAAGACUAUUUUUCUAUCCCCUGUUCGGGGAAACUGGUUGCUGUCUCCUUCUGGAAAUAGCUGCGACAUGUAAACCGCUCCUCACUGCUUGUCAAGUAAAAACCUCUCUCUCUCUCUCUCUCUCUCUAUUGAUGCCAGUAUAACAACUUAACAAGUUUUAAAAUCUUUGUAUUCUUUAUCCAUGAUGUUGUUCAAUGACUCUCUUUUUCAAUAAUCAAUCAGUAGUUACAGAUAAUUAAUCAAGAUAUUGCACUGUAAUCCACAUCGGCACAAAGAAUCUAGUUUGAAAUGCAAGUUAUACAUACUACAGUAGAUAGCAAUGAACAUACAGUAAGAUUGACAUCGCCUAUCAUUGCUGCUUCUCUGUUUGCAAAUCUUGACAUUCGGCACAACAUGUCAAAUUAACACAUCAAAUAAAAUUGUAUUAAUAACUUUGCAUUAGACCAGCUAACCAGUACUGACAAACCUGUAAACUAGUCUAACAGGGUGUUUGCAUGGUGAAUGCACUCAUGCUUCCCUGGCAAACUGAUUUAUUCAUCUUUGUAUUGGAGUAUUUUGUCACAUAACAGUGCAAAAAAUAUGAGCAAAGAAGUCUGUGAAAAUAUGUCUAUCGAUUAUCCUUUUGAUUUUUUUAUUCAAAAUAAUCACAAAAAUCAAACCUUUAAAUUAAGUAAACUAAUUGAAGGGGGGAUCUCAUAAUUAAAUAUGUUUCGUAAAACACGUUUGCUACAAUAAUUGGCAACCCUAGAAAUUCUUAUGAGUAAAAUAUAUCUGAAGUAUAUUCCCAUUCAUAUUUAACAUUUUUAGUACACCUGGAUGACUAGGAACAUGAAAUUGUUCAGCCAUGACUUGAGUCAUGAGUAAAAUUAUGAGGGUAACACACAGGCCAAAUUCCCUUAGUCAUCCAUCACAAUGGGUUACACCAAAGAAUAUAGUUAUGAUCCAUCCAUCUUCAACCGCUUAUCCGAAGUCGGGUCGCAGGGGCAGCUGCUCCAGCAGGGGGCUCCAAACUUCCCUAUCCCGAGCCACAUUAACCAGCUCUGACUGGGGGACCCCAAGGUGUUCCCAGGCCAGUGUGGAGAUGUAAUCUCUCCAUCUAAUCCUGGGUCUUCCCCGAGGCCUCCUCCCAGCUAUGAGUGGAAUACCGCCCCCACUGCCCCGAUUCUCCGGCCAACCUCCCGCUCCAUUGUCCGGAUGAAUCAGGGGCAGCGGGGGCGGUAUUCCACUCGUCAAAAAGACCCAGAGGUACUUGAACUAUUUCACUUGGGGCAAUACCUCCUUCUCUACCUGGAGUAACGCAGUAUUCUAAGAUGUGUAUAGUUAUGAUAUGCUGCAAAAUGUUGUUGAGCUUCACAAAAUGGGAAGUGGCUAUAAGAUAAUAGCUAAAGCAUUAAAAAUAUGUAUUUCCACCAUCAGGACAAUAAUUGAAGUUCCAAUUAACUGGAGAUGUUAAGAAUCGGCCUGGAAGAGGAUGUGUGUCUAUAUUGUCUCCAUGCAUGGUUACGAGGAUAGUUUGAGUGGCCAACAAUUCUCCAAGGAUCACAGCUGGAGAAUUACAGAAAUUAUUUGGGUCUUGGGGUCAGAAAGUCUCCAGAACUACAAUCAGAAUUCACCUACAUCACCACAAGUUGUUAGGGAGGGUUUCAAGAAAAAAAGCCUCUGUUCUCAUCCAAUGGUUAAAGUACCUCAUGCCAGUUAAGCAUGAUAAAAAUAAGAUUUUUAACGUUGUGGGCCUGUUUUUAUGCCAGAGGUCCUGGACAUCUUGUUCGGAGACAUGGCAUCAUGGACUCUAUCAAAUACCAACAGAUAAAAAAAUAAAAACCUAACUGCCUCUGCCAGAAAGCUUCAAAUGGGCCGUGGUUGGAUCUUCAAGCAAGACAAUGAUCCAAAGAUUGUAUCCAAGGAUAGAUUUUUGUGAAUAUUUUGAAUGAAAGAUCAAAAGGAUAAAAAAUAAAGACAUAUUUUUCACAGCCUUCUUUGCUCAUAUUUACCAAGGGUGCCUAUAUUUUUGGCCACAACUGUACAUUUCAAAAACAUGAUUAUAACUGGAAAAAAAGACCUAAAAUGAGUAAUUUCUUUACCUACCAUAUAUAAAAAUAAAAAUUGAUAAAUGAAAAACAAUUUUAUUACAUCUUCCUUAGGUCAUUAUUCACAACUUGGUCUGUAUUAUGGUAAUUAUGUAUUAGUAUGUGUGUUGUACGUAUGUAUAUUAUGAAUUUUAGCAGCCUAACAGCAGCUUUUAGAGAUUUCCAGCUUUAUAAUGCAAAAAAGGGAAAUACUUUACCCACCUCAGAGGAUACACACAGACUAAAGGGAGACACUUGCUAAAUUUUUUUUUACAUCUCUCUAUCUAAUGGCUUUACAUGACCUGAAAGAUAUCAGGCUCCUGGUAGAAAGCAGCUGAAGCACGUGCAACAGAGAAUCUUGUGGCGAGAAAGUACAACUUUUACAGUUUAGUGCUCUGUUUUCUAUGGCAAAAUCUUUUUGAGUAGCUUUCUGAAGCCACUCUGUUCAUUUGACAAUCUAAGUCUUUCAAUUGAUACCUGUCCAAAGUCCAUCAUAGAACUAAAUUACUGCCUGCUUAUGCCUUGAAAAGAUUGCACAAGCAUGUGUUUUCCUAAGUGAGGCCUUGUUAUCAAAGAAAAUGAGCUAAGAUGGUUUGUGAAAGUAUCCAAGUUCUGUAGCCAGCUUCACUUUGAAGAAUUUUUUCACUUUAUUAGCCCUGUUACGCGUAGUCUUACAUGCAUGACUGACUGUGACUAUAUCCUGGAAAAUAUCUACGGAGAGACCAAGCUGCAAUUUUUGUCAACCUUUUUUUUAAGACAAGCCUUUUCCUAACGUGUUAUUUUCUGAACUGUUCAAUGUGUUGUUGUGUUGCGUUCUGAAAAAGUCUUAACAGGUGGUAACAUUUGUUUAUGUGUUAAAUGAUUGGAAGAAUUCUGUAAAUGUUGUUCCUGAUACCUCAUAAAGGCAACUGGAAACUGUCUUAUUGGAGUUUGGAAUUUGUGGGCAGGACUUUGACAUGCAAACUGCAGCAGGUAACUCAUAGAAACUGCUUUAUGAUGUUUAUUGUGUAUUGUCAGUAGUAUGCUGUUGGCUGAGGCCUUCGUUUACAUACUUUUAUUUCUUUCUCUAAUUUGGUAAAUUGAAAAUCAAUCAAUAUACACUUGAAAAUGCAUUGUAUGUUUGUAAACAAAUUAAGUGAGGGUGGUGAUUUUAUUUCUUUUUUGUAAUCAUAAUAUUGUUAAAAUUGAAUUUCUUUCCAUUUUAAACAAGACUGUAAAAUGAAUUGUCUUGUCAAAUAUAUUUAUAGUUGUCAAUUCAGAUAUCUGUUAACAGAGAAACAUGUGUUCAGAUGUACUUUGUAUAUACAAUAGUGUACAUUACAGAGGUACAUUCUUUUUUUCUUUUGUCUUUUUAUUUGGGGGGGUACAAUAUUGUACAGUUAAAUAGACAUGAUAUAAUUCCUUGUGUAGUUGUAGUAAACAUUUUAAAAUAAAAGUU
Messenger RNA from Xyrauchen texanus (razorback sucker), 7755 nucleotides. Its product is annotated as SLIT-ROBO Rho GTPase-activating protein 2. The record is from RefSeq and is a predicted model, not a curated record. Gene Ontology annotation, cellular component: cytoplasm. Gene Ontology annotation, biological process: negative regulation of cell migration; signal transduction. The transcript is spliced from 23 exons. Gene Ontology annotation, molecular function: protein binding. Lineage: Eukaryota; Metazoa; Chordata; Actinopteri; Cypriniformes; Catostomidae. Bases 505 to 3828 code for a protein of 1107 amino acids.